UGGGGGGGGGGGGGGGCUGCUCGUAGGUUGGUUUCUUGGAAAAAGGGUGUCAAGAAACAAAAGGCAUUCGAGUAUUGGAGGAGGGGUUCAAGUUUUUUUUGUCUUUUUGGCAUUUCAAGACCGGCAGUAAGAGUUCUAUAAAGAGUGAUCCGAUCGGAGCCACGACCUCAUUGUGUGGAAUAUGGCACAUGGAAAAGGACUCGUAUUGUCGGGAUUGCUGGUUGGGGUAGCAUUCUGGGGUGUGAAUGCACAGACGACUUCGGACCUAGGACCAGGAGCUGGUGUGCCAGCUGGCAUAGCAGGGCAGCCUACGUGCUUUUCACUCGCUGGGACGACAACCUGUACCGCAUGGAAAGACUACACUAUUCAAGCUUCUACUAGCUUUGCCAAUCUGACCGCAUUUGACGCUUACAUUCAAUCCCUUUACGACAACACCACAACUUCCCUUGCUACAUUUCAACGAGAUAAUGCUUGUCCCACUUGGAAUGGCAAGGGGCGACGAUAUCACAUUUCCUUCCUCUGCGGAAUGGUCAUUGACGUCUCGACUGUGAACGGCUGUAACCCUACCAACAUCCCAGGGCCACUGUGUAGCAAAACAGCAAAGCAGGCCGUUGAUAGUUUGACAGAGAUUUAUGCAGACGCAAAGAGUUGCACGCCAGGCGUCGCCAGACCGUUUCCGAAUACUACUGAAACGUUUAUGAGGAGGAUGACCACGGAUGUGGACUGUGUUGCUGCAUUGCCGUUUGAAUGGGCCAUGUGCGGAUUUUGGACAGAUGCUGAAGCCACGGCUUAUUGUAGUGCAGCCGCUACAUCCUCGGAUCUCUGUUGUCAAGCGCAGAAAGCCAAACUAGCCAAUCAACCCAUCGUAGUUCCCACAUCUGUGGGCGGCCCAACGUCCACCACACGAGGUGGUGGCUCGCAGGGGACAACUCCAGGGGGAACAGGGGGAACUGCUUCAACCUCUGGAGUAAACGGGCCCAGCAGCCAGACUCAAAGUAACUCCGAGUACGGUAAACCCAGUAAUGCAGUGAUCAUUGGCGCAUCGGUUGCCGGCUUUGUUGCCCUCGUUGCUGUAGGAGCUGUCUUGAUCGUUGGGCGGCGAAAGCGCGCUGCACGACAACUUCCCGAUGGCUUUAUCUUGGGAAGUGGCGCGAGUGGCCAGGAUGGUAGCAGCGGGAGGAAAAUCGGAGGUGGGGAUGAGAAAGGUGGAAUGUUGAUGGCUGGUGCGAUGGCCCCCGCUGCGGCUGCUGCGGCUAAUAGAGAGGGAGAUGUCGGUGAACCAAUCCAAAUCGCGGAAACCAUGGAAGUCAUAUAUAACUAUGUGCCGAAUCUCUCUGAUGAGAUUUAUCUUUAUAUUGGCGACCCAGUCAUUGUUAAAUGCAAGUUCGAUGACGGUUGGGGGUACGGUUUCAACAUGACGACCAAGCAAGAAGGUUCCUUCCCUCUCGCGUGUGUGGCGCCCUACAACUCUCGCGAUGGAGCCAAAAAUCCCGUAGAUAGUCCGCAAUCGGACGAUCACUGGGGAUCCGAUGAUGGAAUGGGCACAAUGACCACGAUGGAUAGUCUGCAAUUUGGAAAGAGGGAGAGCAGCCUUGGAAGAUUUGCGUCGACAGCGUCCUCGACGAUGAACAAUGUUCAACAGCCUAUGCAGGCACGACAGGGAUAUGAGGUUGUGAACCCUCCUUUCCCUGUUGGAUAUAGUGCUACGCCCACUGGUGAACAGCCUUUGCACCCGGAUGGACAACGACUGUAUCCUUCUGCCCAAGACAAGGGUUACUUCCCAGCUCAAGAGCCACAUAGCCCUUCCUACUCAUCCGACGCGUCUUACCCACCUUAUGGCAAUCGAAGAUAUGAUUAAUGCGACGAGUCCUCACGCAUGAAAAACGGAUCCAUAUCCAGUUGUACUUAAAUAGUUAUUACGGUUUUAUAGAGUAGAUCCCCUUCUGGUACUUUAGGUUACUUUUUUUUUACCUUCUUUCUAAAUACUGUAGACAUGCUAUGCGAAAUAGAUUUACGGACUGCCUUUUCCUA
Spizellomyces punctatus DAOM BR117 is the source of this 2031-nucleotide messenger RNA. RefSeq lists its product as uncharacterized. The transcript has 4 exons. NCBI's taxonomy places the organism in Eukaryota, Fungi, Chytridiomycota, Chytridiomycetes, Spizellomycetales, Spizellomycetaceae. The coding region runs from base 182 to 1858 and encodes 558 amino acids. The record is from RefSeq and is a predicted model, not a curated record. Gene Ontology annotation, molecular function: protein binding.